AUGGACCCAGUCAGCCGGUCGAGCAAUCCGCUAUACCAUCCGGCCCAGCAGGCCCGGCCUCCGCUUCCGUCCGGCUCACCCUCCCGCUUCGCCCUUCACCCAUUCUACAAUCGUCUUUCGAUCGGCCACAAUCGCCCGCCACUUGCCUCAGCCGAUCCACACCUCCCGCCCUUCAACGCGCUCCAUCCCAGGCCCCGCACUCCUUUCCCUGCUCGUCCCGAUCAGCCCGAUUAUAAAUCCACUUCCCUCCACAGCCGCUCCUUCUCCUAUGAUGAUCAGUCUUUGUCCAAGGACAGGCCCAUAGGAUCGGCGGCUUACCUCGACCUGGAUGAUGGGGAGAGACAUGUAUCUCGAACUUCUGUAAUAUCAUCGGUCGGUCUGCUUCGAGUCGAUGUUUGUUGGGUUCCUCCCCGAGUGCAGUGGUUAGGUUCAGUGAGCAGAGCAGCUUGUCCUAAUCCCCAAGAGUCCUCAUCGCCAGCCGAUCCCGAUCAACUUAACAACCAACACCACCAACGUUCCCUCAGUGUGCCGGCCGCCCCCGCCGAUCGAGGAUCGCCCCGGGUCCGAUUCGAGACAACACCUGACCCCUCUAUCUCUCCUCAAGCAGCAGUCCAUUCGCCUCAUCGUGAGGCCCGUGCCGGAGUGCCAUCAUCACCCUUAAUAGCAGUCGCAGUGAGUGAAGCAGGGGCGGAUGAGGGAGGUCCUCAGCAGAGACAGUCGGAUGGCUCCUCUCAAGGGCGGGUGGUGAAGGUAGAGGAGGAUCGGCCAGAUAAGAGCCAGGAUGAGUUUGAGGACGCCGUGAAGCUGAUGAGGAAGCUGGAAAUCGAUCGACUGGCUCGGAGACGGGCCGAGUUGCAGGAUACGAUCUUGCCGAUCAUGAGCCCUGGUAGCACUAUGAAGAGUGCCAGCAGUCCUCCGACGAACACCGGCUCAGCCGCUUCGACCGAGCUCCCCAUCGCCGAGCUCGGCCUAAUAUCCCGGCCCGAAGAAAUCGAUCUCUAUCAUCCACUGCCCGAUGAUACUGAACACCCAGAAUCGAUUGGCUUUGUUUGUCCAUCGAUCUCUGCCCUUGAUGAGAGCCCCCGUCCACUAGAUAAUAUCCAUCCGGCCAUCCAGUCCUCAUCAGCGGCAACCAGCAGCAGCAGCACCACCACCACCACCACCACCACCACCACCACCGGGCGCGCAUCAGCAUCCUCAUCUUCCACUACCCUCCGACCCAUCUACGAGCACGACUCCCACCACUCACUUCAGUUUGCCCUCCUGCCCCUCGCCAACCGGUCUUGCACCACAAGCUUACCCUGGAAAGCCAAACCCACUCCUGCCUCCCCCAUCCCCCGCACCCAAACCAACCCUUGA
Molecule: messenger RNA, 1359 nt
Organism: Puccinia graminis f. sp. tritici CRL 75-36-700-3
Lineage: Eukaryota; Fungi; Basidiomycota; Pucciniomycetes; Pucciniales; Pucciniaceae
Exons: 8
Coding region: 1-1359 (452 amino acids)
Source: RefSeq, a predicted model, not a curated record